Molecule: messenger RNA, 3456 nt
Organism: Crotalus tigris (Tiger rattlesnake)
Lineage: Eukaryota; Metazoa; Chordata; Lepidosauria; Squamata; Viperidae
Gene: NRF1
Product: nuclear respiratory factor 1
Exons: 13
Coding region: 710-2281 (523 amino acids)
Biological process (GO): regulation of transcription by RNA polymerase II
Cellular component (GO): nucleus
Molecular function (GO): DNA-binding transcription factor activity, RNA polymerase II-specific; RNA polymerase II cis-regulatory region sequence-specific DNA binding
Source: RefSeq, a predicted model, not a curated record
ACCGCAGGCGCCUUGCUUUUUUUUUUGCCCACCUUCCUUCGACCUUCCCAUCAUGGCGGCGCGGGGGCUCCGCACACGCCGUGCGUCCUUCCCCCUCCUCCUCCUCCGCUCUCCCCAACCCCUCCCCUCCGGCCUGCUGCCGCUCCCGCCACCACAGGACUCCUUCCCGCCCGCGGUAGGCCCGAAGCCUCGCCUCGAGUGGUGGUGGCGGCGGCGGCGGAGGGUUGCGUUCGCCUCAGCGACGCGAGGCAAGGCCCGGCCUGGCGCGCGCGCCCGACGGACUGACUGAGCGGGCGCGCGCCCGCGCUGCCUCCUCCUUCUCCUCCUCCUCAGUCCUCCCGCCCGCCGUGCUGCCCGCUCACUGCUUCGCGGCCGUCGCCGCCGCCGCCGCCGCCCGUUCCUCUUUUCCUCCUCCUCCUCCUCCGCCCCCGCUGCCUCGUCUUCCUGCCUGCCUGCCUAGCUAGCUGGCUGGCGGCGGCUCCACGGCGCAGGCCCGCUGCAGCGCAGCCGCUCUGAGCCUCUCCCUGUGGUCACACGAUCAGAACUCGGAGUCUUGGCAUCCAGAUGUGGCGUCCCAAAGUCACGUGAUCCCCUUUUGCGACCUGACAAGCAAAGUCACGGGGGGAAUCCAGAUUCACUUAACAACCGUGUUGCUGACUUAACAACUGCAGUGAUUCGCUUAGCGACUGCGGCAAGAAAGUGGUCCUUCAUGGAGGAACAUACGGUGACCCAGACCGAGCACAUGGCAACCAUAGAGGCCCACGCCGUGGCCCAGCAGGUCCAGCAGGUCCACGUGGCCACCUACACGGAGCACAGCAUGCUGAGUGCGGACGAAGACUCCCCCUCUUCUCCCGAGGACACGUCCUAUGACGACUCGGACAUCCUCAACUCCACCGCCGCCGACGAGGUGACGGCCCACCUGGCCGCCGCAGGGCCGGUGGGAAUGGCUGCAGCAGCUGCCGUGGCCACCGGGAAGAAAAGGAAGCGGCCCCACGUCUUCGAAUCCAACCCCUCCAUCCGCAAGAGGCAGCAGACCCGGUUGUUACGGAAGCUGCGAGCCACCUUGGAUGAAUAUACCACCCGGGUCGGGCAGCAAGCGAUCGUCCUGUGCAUCUCGCCCUCCAAGCCCAACCCGGUUUUCAAGGUCUUUGGGGCGGCCCCCCUGGAGAACGUGGUGCGCAAGUACAAAAGCAUGAUCCUGGAAGAUUUGGAGUCGGCGCUGCUGGAGCACGCACCUGCGCCGCAGGAGGUGAACUCCGAGCUGCCCCCGCUCACCAUCGACGGCAUCCCGGUCUCGGUGGAUAAGAUGACCCAGGCCCAGCUGAGGGCGUUCAUUCCUGAAAUGCUGAAAUACUCAACGGGUCGCGGGAAGCCGGGCUGGGGUAAGGAGAGCUGCAAACCCAUUUGGUGGCCCGAAGACAUUCCGUGGGCUAAUGUCCGCAGUGAUGUCAGGACCGAGGAACAGAAGCAGAGGGUGUCGUGGACCCAGGCGCUGCGGACAAUCGUGAAAAACUGCUACAAGCAGCACGGGCGCGAGGACCUGCUUUACGCUUUCGAGGAUCAGCAGACCCAGUCGGUGACCGCCACCCACAGCAUAGCCCACCUGGUCCCCUCCCAAACCAUGGUCCAGACCUUCAGCAAUCCGGACGGCACCGUGUCGCUCAUCCAGGUUGGCACCGGGGCCACAGUGGCCACCUUGGCAGACGCCUCCGAAUUGCCCACCACUGUCACAGUCGCCCAGGUGAACUACUCUGCAGUCACUGAUGGAGAGGUGGAGCAGAACUGGGCCACGCUGCAGGGGGGCGAGAUGACCAUCCAGACCACCCAGGCCUCCGAAGCCACGCAGGCAGUGGCCUCCCUGGCCGAAGCCGCCGUCGCCGCGUCGCAGGAGAUUCCGCAAGGCGCGACGGUCACGAUGGCGCUCAACAGUGAGGCAGCCGCUCACGCCGUGGCCACGCUUGCAGAAGCCACCCUCCAGGGCGGAGGGCAGAUCGUGUUGUCCGGAGAAACGGCGGCAGCCGUGGGUGCGCUCACCGGGGUACCAGAUGCGAACGACAAGUGGCUGUCCAGUCUGUUCAUGAAAACCUCCAGUGAUGGAACACCCACAACUUCUGGAGGCCUGGUCCAGAUCCCGGUGAGCAUGUACCAGACGGUGGUCACCAGCCUCGCGCAGGGCAACGGUCCCGUCCAGGUCGCCAUGGCCCCCGUGACCGCCAGGAUCACCGACAGCACCGUCACCAUGGACGGCCAGGCGGUGGAAGUGGUCACCCUGGAACAAUGACGGCCGACGCGGGCCGGACGGUGACGCCGCAGCUUCUUCCUCUCUUCUCCGAAACGAUUUUUCUACACCUCUCCGGAAAGGCAAAUCAGGAGGCGUCGGAGUCUCACCACUUUGGACUACACAACCCAGAGCGGGAAAAAGGCCUGUGGGCCUCGAGCGGACCCACCUGUUCCCAUCGGGAGUGAGGCGGCUCGUCCGGAUAGGAGAGGCCCGGCUUUCCUUGCAUGGAUCGCCCGUUCCGAAGAAGGGCGAGGAUCGGAAAGCUUCCCUGUCCUUGGUUUGUGAAGUCGGGGGCCCCGGAUGCCGCGCCCUUGGCGGACUCUCACACCGUCCCACUCUUCCCGUCGAGCUCCCGCCGUCCUCGCCUCGGGAAUUUAGGGCUUUCUUUUCAUACGGACAAGAAUUUUCGUACGAGAACGAGAAAAGUUGAGACGCCGUUGGGAGAAAGACAGUUUUUCUUCUCCGAAAUGACGCCGGAGGGGGGGGGAAAUCGCGUCUCCUGGAGGAGACGGGGAUGGCGGUCGAUCCGCCGAUUCCGGAUCGGUUUCCGGCCUUGCCGGGACUCUUUCAUAGCCAGGGGGGAUCGGACCGACCCCCCUCCCGUCGGAAAGUCCACGCGAGACGACUCGUCCGAGGAUCCUUGUCCCUUCCCGCGCUGAUCUCUUUCGGCUUUCUUCCUUCUCUGCCCUCGCGAGUUGAAAAAGGUCUAAACAAGAGGCAGGGGGGACGCUGCCAAGAGGGUAACCCCCCUUCCUCUCGAUUCCAUCAUCGGCCCCGUUUUUGAUCCACGAACCCUCAAAAUCGUUCUUCCCGUGUCUCAAGGGCCAGGCGACCGUUCUGGUUUUUGGUCCCUUUCCCGUCAGUGGGUGUCCCCUCGUGUGGAAAGCUUGCGAAAAAAAAUCCCCUUUCUCGGUCAAGAUCCAUAGGGGGCAGUCCUGGGCCUCUCCCCUCUCCUGGCUGAUCCAACCCCAUAGCCCAUCAUCCUUGCCAGUAGCUCUUGGCCACCAGCAUCCGAGUCCAUUUAUGUUUCAUGAAAAGGUGUGAUGUCUCUGUUCUCUCUUCCUUCCUUCCUUUUUCUCUCUUCUCCCUCUCUUUCUUUCUCCUCCCUUCCGUCCCUCCCUAUUCCUCCUUUCUUCCUGCCUUCCUUCCUGCCUGCCUUCCUUCCUCUUUUUCUC